Molecule: messenger RNA, 558 nt
Organism: Aureobasidium subglaciale EXF-2481
Lineage: Eukaryota; Fungi; Ascomycota; Dothideomycetes; Dothideales; Saccotheciaceae
Exons: 3
Coding region: 1-558 (185 amino acids)
Biological process (GO): N-terminal peptidyl-methionine acetylation
Cellular component (GO): NatC complex
Molecular function (GO): protein-N-terminal amino-acid acetyltransferase activity
Source: RefSeq, a predicted model, not a curated record
AUGACAACUUCAGUAGAUGGGACUGGGAAGUCACCACUCCCAGAUCUGCACUACAUCCAAUAUGAUCCAGACAAGGAAGCACAAUAUCUUACAGCGAUCCGCGAGUUGAUCUCAAAGGAUCUUUCAGAACCCUACAGUAUUUAUGUCUACCGAUACUUUCUCUAUCAAUGGGCAGAUCUCUGUUAUAUGACGGUCGAUUCGUCUGGGGAACUCAUAGGCGUUGUCGUUUGCAAAUUGGAACCUCACAGAGAUGGCCCAAUGCGUGGAUACAUUGCUAUGCUAGCAGUCAAGAAGGAACAUAGAGGCAGAGGUAUUGCCUCAAAAUUGGUCCGAAUGGCCAUGGAUGGAAUGAUAGCCAAAGACGCGGACGAGAUCGCACUGGAGACUGAGAUCGAUAACAUCCCAUCUCUCAAACUCUACGAACGACUCGGCUUCCUGAGGACUAAGCGUCUGCAUCGCUACUAUCUGAACGGCAAUAGUGCAUAUCGAAUGAUACUGUACCUGAAGGACGGGGUUGCCUCGAAGCAAUCACAGAUGCCUUACGACCCCUUGUAUUGA